This is a messenger RNA of Oikopleura dioica, 1206 nucleotides long. NCBI's taxonomy places the organism in Eukaryota, Metazoa, Chordata, Appendicularia, Copelata, Oikopleuridae. The record is from the annotation of a GenBank genome assembly.
AUGCGUGCCCUUGAAAUCUUGAAUUUGUCGGGUAGAUGCGAUCACCUGCGGCGCGUUUGCUUUGGAAAUUUGCAUCUCCCGCCGAAGCUAUCAGCUGGAUAUUCAAAAAAAAGGGCUGGCCUAGAAAUCGCCUGGGUUGACGGACACCCGCCGAGAGGGAUUGCUCCCACCGGCUCUGUCGCGCCACCAUUAUUAAAUUUUGAGAUCUACUCAAAAACCAAACAGAAAAUGAACACAAUGUCGCUCGUCCCGCAAAUCUCACAGCAUGAAACUGGCCACGCAAACAGUCACAGCAGCCUCAACGGAAAUGCAUUCGUCUCCAUGAGUCCCCACAGCCACGUCCGCACGCUCGAAUUGAAGAAAAAUCAAGGUCCCCUCCCGUGUCCCGAGUGCGGAAAGCUCUUCGCGAAGGAAUUCGAUAUCAAACGUCACAUGUACACUCACACCGGAGAGAAACCUUUCAAGUGCGACGUUUGCGGCCGUGGCUUCUCCCAAAAAUCGACUCUCAAGGUGCACUACAACAUCCACACUGGAGAUAUGCCAUAUAACUGUCACCUCUGCGGCAAGAAGUUCCGCCAAAAGCAAGGAUUGAACGCACACAUCAAGGCUAAGCGCUGUCAAAGUGGACCCGGUCAGCGAGGGGAUCCCAUCGGCGCUCGUAUCAACCAAAGCAGUAAUACCAACAUCGGUGUUAGCCUCGUUGUUCCUCCCGCUGGUCUAACUUCUCCCCUUGGUCUUCAGAAUCCUCCACUGGGACAAUGCAGCCCUUCCGUUCCGCCCACAUACGAGCUCGCGCUAGAAGCCAUCAGGAAGAUCACCCAAGGACAGUUCUCGCAAUUCAAACUCAAUCAGACUGGCGACUCCGAAACAAUGAGCAAUUUCCUGAAGCUACUGACUCCCCGAGAUCACCUUGGCCGAGCAAACAGUCCGACAUGCGAAAUCGAAGAAAUCUCGACUGCUACAAUCGAAGAGUGCCAGUCGCCGCGCGCCUCAAGCUCCGACAGUGACGAGUUCAACUCUUUGUCCACGGUGAUCGACAGUGCCAGUGAUGAUACCCUUUCGACGAAAAGCGAAAUCACUUCGAAUGAGAUUAGCGAGAUCAUCACCAACCUGCCGGCUCCAGAACAAAGCGACAACAUCGGACCUAUCCGAAGGCGCAACCGACGAAAGCAAGCAUGUCCUUCUCGAGUUACUGACACCGCCUGA